Dicentrarchus labrax (European seabass) is the source of this 5768-nucleotide messenger RNA. Its product is annotated as selenocysteine insertion sequence-binding protein 2. Lineage: Eukaryota; Metazoa; Chordata; Actinopteri; Moronidae. Bases 154 to 2586 code for a protein of 810 amino acids. Gene Ontology annotation, molecular function: ribonucleoprotein complex binding; selenocysteine insertion sequence binding; mRNA 3'-UTR binding. Gene Ontology annotation, cellular component: ribonucleoprotein complex. Gene Ontology annotation, biological process: selenocysteine incorporation. The record is from RefSeq and is a predicted model, not a curated record. The transcript has 18 exons.
AGGUUCAACUAGCUGCUAUGCUAUCAAACAGGUUGCUUAGCCUGGAUAGCCAGCCCACUGUUGAGCUACACUAAUUCCUGCAGGGAGUCUUGACAGCACAUGGAGGACCGAGUGAAGAUGCGGACAUGUGACUGCGUAUAGGAAAACCUGAAUAUGGACAAGGAGAGCAAAGUAUCCUCUGCUGUCCAGUCUUUUGACCACACACAACAGAGGAGACUGAGGAAGGGGCCUGCUGAGCACCACACAACCUCAUCACCGCCUCUGAUCUUACCUAAUCCUUAUGUGUCCGACCAGAGUUUAAAAGGGAACCGGUCUGGUGUGAGCCCAAAGCAGAGUCCAUCCAAUACAAACGGAGUGCCAGCAGGAAGAGGAGGAGAUGUGUCGAGGAGUCAUGGCUACAGCAGCAGCCGGCGCGUUCGAGAGGCCAGCAAUGAUUUCCUGCAGAGAGACAGGUCUGCACGGGAUCCACAAGCAAAGACAUCAAAAAGCAACAAUGACUCAAAUGCUCAAGGCAGAGUUAUGGGCAAGAACUCACUGGAUGCACAGAGAAAAGGUUUUAGAGGCGCUCGACCUACCCCGAACUCUGCAGGGAAGUCAAAACCUGCACAGGCCGAUUUGGUCCCGUUUGAAGUGAAGAUGACUGAUUUCCCGGAGCUGGCUGGUGUUCCUCUGGGCAAAGCAGGCCCUCCUCUUGUUCAGAGAGAGUGCUGGGGUCCAACUCCUCCACCCACCAACCCUCAAACACAAACAUCUGUAUUUUCCUGGAAGUCUGGCAGGAGAGGAUCCCCAACACAGCCUGACCCCCAACAAAUUGCCACUAAGCCAGAUUCCUCUGCUGCUUCAUCAAGUCAGACAGUGGUGACUUCCUGGGCUAACGUUGCCUCUCAACCUCCAAAGAAACCUGUCCCUAAAGAGAAGACAAUCAACAGCAAUCAGAUGCAGACGGACGACAUUCUUGCACAACAGGAAGACGGAGCUCCGGGGAAGAAAAAGCGGAAGAAGAAGAAGAAGAAAGCUAAAGGAGCUGGUGAAGACGUAGAAGCUGAGUCAGAAGGGCCACCAACUUAUCAAGAGCCUCCAAAAUUUGAGGAUGAAGAGGAGUUUCCAGGCUUGACUGUUGCUUUUACUGGGAUCGACAGAUUCUUAACAAGCAGCAAUGCAGCAAAACUAUGCAAUGAGGAAAACCAAAGAGAAGGUGUGCAGCAUCAGUCUGCUGACCAAACAAAGGAAAAAUCACCUUCAGCAAAAAGCCAGCCCACAGAGACGGCUAAAAAAGGACAGAAAGCUGAAAAGGCAUCUGGGAAGAAGAGCAAAGUCCCUGUUCAGCUAGACAUCGGAAACAUGUUGGCCGUGCUGGAAAAGAAGCAACAAUCUCAAAAAGCUAAGCAGGAUGCCAAGCCAGUCAUUCUCUCAGUUGGUGGAGGACUACCUGUUGUCCAGAAGCAAGCAUUAAUACAGAAGAAGCCGCCUUGGCAGCAGGAUAAAAUUGCACACAAUCCCCUGGACUCCACCAGCCCUUUGGUGAAGAAAGGCAAGCAGAGAGAGGUGCCCAAAGCCAAGAAACCCACUCCUCUCAAGAAGGUCAUUUUGAAAGAAAGGGAGGAGAGGAAACAAAGACGUUUGCUGGAGGAGAGAGGACUGCUGCCUGAAGAUGAGUUCCAACCUGCUAAUGAUGCUGCAGAAGAAGAGCAGUGUGACACAAAUGCCACAGAUGAGGUUGGGAGUCCUACAGAGGAACUUGAUGACCAGCUAGAGUUAAAUGACACAAACCAGAUGGUGAAGGAGGGUGAUGAAGAGAACGACAAAGAUGAGACCGUAGAGCGACAAACCACCUCACCUGUGCCCUGCCCGGCCAACCGACCCAAAAUCCACAGCAGAAAGUUCAGAGACUACUGCAGCCAGAUGCUGAGUAAAGACGUGGACGAGUGUGUGACGGCUCUGCUAAAGGAGCUGGUUCGUUUCCAGGACCGACUGUACCAGAAGGACCCCAUGAAGGCCCGCAUGAAAAGACGCAUUGUGAUGGGGCUCAGAGAGGUCCUGAAGCACCUCAAACUCAGGAAGGUCAAGUGUGUCGUCAUUUCACCCAACUGUGAACGCAUCCAGUCCAAAGGAGGCCUGGAUGAAGCUCUUUACACCAUCAUCGACACUUGUCGUGAACAGGGGGUGCCAUUCGUGUUUGCCCUCUCCAGGAAAGCUUUGGGUCGCUGCGUCAACAAGGCAGUGCCUGUCAGCCUGGUGGGCAUCUUCAACUACGAUGGUGCACAGGAUGUCUAUCAUAAGAUGAUCGAGUUGUCGUCUGAGGCUAGGAGAGCCUAUGAAGUGAUGGUAACGAGCCUGGAACAGACCGGACAGGCAGAGACGGAGCAGGUGUUGAACACUGAAGAGCUCCAGAUCACCAGCCUGGCUGAGGAGGCUGAGCCCAGUCCUGAUGCCACAAACCCAGAGGAACCAGAAUACAUAAAAAUUUGGAAGAAAAUGUUGGAGAAGGAUUACAACCACACAUUUCUGAACUUUGAGGAGCAGCUGAGCUCCAUGCACUUGGAAAGUGAAUGUACUGAAAACGCUGAUGAAGAUGAGAAGAGUUGACAGUGGCAAAGCCUUCCGUGCCUAAAAAAAGAAAAGAAACAAACCCACUCAUGCUGAUUGCCAUUUUAGAAGAAACUAGGAUGGACUUAAUCCCACAUGCAGAGGAAGAGCAAUGCAAGGUGCUCUGCUGCUGCAGUUCUCAACCUGGGGAUUUUGUCAGGAAAUUACAUAUGUGGCUGAUGUCUGCAAUGAAUCAUGAAUUCCUCUCUGUUUGUUUUGAAUAGCUAAAGUCAUAUGUUUUUUGUUUGAGUUGAAAGUAUUUUAAGAGUGUGUGUGGGGGGUUAUAAACUGGAGAGAUUAACCACUCACCGACUAGGACCAAACCAGUCACUUGAAAAGAUCCCACAAUAUGAAUUUUCAAUCAUGUUGUCUAUUAGCACCCCACAAGGAUGGGCAGGCAUUUAUGUACUGAAUGUGUGUCAAAUAUCAACCAGUUAUUUACUACGAAGAAAUGAUCAGUGACGUUUUGACGCCGUUUAAACUUAUGGUGCAUUUUGUUUUUCUCUUCUGGGUUAGGUUCAGUAUGUUUGUGGCAUUUUGCCUUUAUUCGACAGGGACAUUAGAGAGAUGACAGGAAAUGAAGGGGGAGAGAGGAUGGCUAGCAUGCAACAAAAGAUCCCCAGCCAAUAUCGACUGUCAUUGUAUUUGCACGGUCAGUGUCUUUUAUAUGGGCUCAAAUAAGGGCCAAUAAGAUUACAAGCUUGUGAAAUGAUGGUUGUAUAUCACACUUGAGAAAUUGUUUUAAAUUUGUUAAUGCAGAAAAGAUUUGAGGUUGUUGGAGAACUGUCCCCAAACUGUGCAUGCCACUAGUAGGUCCACAUCCACACAAUUUUAGAUUUGUAACUUCAGUGUUGCACACAGUGUGGGAACUUUAAGCUGAGUUUCACACAGUUUUUUGCUUUGAGUUUGCACUUAAAUGUCCACUAAAGCAGCUGAUUAUAUGUAACUUAAUUUUUUUCUCUUUUCUUCUUGAUCUAAUUUGUGCAGAAAUGUAUUUACACAUUCUCAAAAAUAUUUCUAUAACUACAAAUCUUUCCUACACAUUAACAUAACAGUUUUUCAUAGAUUUCCCAAGCUCAGAAUCUUAUUGAACCGUGUUUAAAGCCCACAGUCUCGAAUCCCUAGGCCACCGUGCUACACCUAGGUUCAGUUUAGAGUUAAAAAUUAACCUAUGCUCUGUCUUUGCAUAAGAGAGGAAAUCCUUUUUUGCAUGACAAGUCAGAACUUUGUUUAUUUUAUCCUGAUUGCACUACAUAGUACAGACUGUUUUUUUAUUCGUCUGAGACUACCAAAGUACUACACAUUGUAUGUUGUACUGCCUGUGAUUACAUGUGAAUGGUAGCGUUUGAUUUUCUUGAAAGAGGAAAAACAGCUAAAUGAUGUACAAAAAAAAAAAAGGAAAACAUUACCUGCUGUUAACUUGACUCUGUUAAAAAGUUUAGUGAGUUUUCUGUUUACCUACAUAGUGAUGAAAAAUAAACCAUAAAAUAGCAUAAUGAUAAAACUGGACAAAGUGCUAGGUUUCCAUCACAUGUUAAAACAAAGCAAUAAGUGAUCAAAAUUUAAUUGAAAUGGGCAAAAUUAAUUCAGAAUUCAGAUUUCAGGAAUGAAAUUAAUAUUGUAUAGGAUCUUUUUUUUUUUUUUUUUACACCAAUGAAGAUGUAAAAAAUUACAUUUAUUUUGAAGUAGAAGUUGCUUGGGUUCAUGCAAGGUAAACCUGAUAGGAUACUGAAGUCUUGCUGAAUUAUGUCAAUUCUACAGGGAGGAGGGUUGACAAGAGGCAGUUUUAUAGCAGACAUUUUGAAAAAGCACUAGCAUAACAGCUCUUCAUUUAAUAAUGUCAGUUCCAGGGCUCGGAUAUAUCAUUAACAUUAUUAGCAACACUUUUUCUGUAAAGUCAAGAUGUCUGCUAUAGAAGAAAGUCUAUACACAGUCUUAAGCUGCAUAUGAAUCUUAUAGCAAAGGUUCAACAUUUUUGGAAAGAUUUGUUUAUGCUAAGCUAAGUAGCUCCUGGUUAUAGCUUUACUUGUACAAUACAGAAAGGUGAUAUGUAUUAAUUUUCUCAUCUAAUUCUCCACCUGAAAUCAAAUAAGUGUAUUUCCCAAAAUGUUGAACUAAUCCUUUAAAUGUUCUACUAUAAUGUGGUUCAAUAAAUUCUGUGGUAGUGAGAGACCAAACUGUGAAAUGAUAGGAAUUUAGAACUGGAUGAUGAAAGGCCUAAUAAUGUUGUAUAUUUUUUUGAUUCUGCUUUUGUAAACUGUGUAAUAUGGAGUGUAGACAACUUUCCUUGGUUGAAUGGAGAUGCAAACAAUACAUUAUUUUUUUAAUACAUUAAUAGACAGAUGUUUCAGUGGUCACAUGUUAAAUAGGAAAUUAAAAUCCUUAUGCAAGGAAAUCACUUGCAUAAUGAGGACAAAUGAGUGUGGGUUGUUAAUAUAGAAGAGGAAGAGAGGUGGACCAGGUAUGCUUCCCUGUGGCAUCCCAAAAUCACAGACAGACUGGGAGAGUCUUCAAAAGUACAAAUGUAAAAACUAACCACCUGGGAUCUGUUUAGUUAAAUGUAGAAAAAAAUUAGCAAGAAUUGGAUAUUUUUGUAACAUUUGUCAGUCCACAUUACAGUAAAUAACAGAAUUUUGGUCUGAAUAAAGAAUCUUGGAAAGUAUUUGAGGGAUAUCUAAAAUGUUCAAUUUACUCAAAAAUAUUGUUUAUUUGGUUAAAGAAAAUGAGAAACAUCUUCUAUGAGAUAACUGUUAAAACCAUAUUUAACAAAUAAACCAAAGACAAAAAAAUGUUUACUCUUCAAGCUUCUGUCCUUAAGGUGAUAGAGCAAAAAUAAUCAGUUUAAACUGCACUAUGCAAGUGCCAUUCAAGAUCACAAAAUGACUAACAACAACAUUUUAAUAUGCUAUCGUGGUUUCUAUGAAAAUGACACCUUUGUUAACACAUUUGAAUUGUCUUGUUACUACCCUCCUUAAAUAGAUACAGGAUGAUUGAUUAAUUAUUUUAAACCCCUUAUACAAAGUGAUAGAAAAUCACCUCUGCAGACACUACACAUGAAAUGUCUCAUUCCAAAAGGAUGGAUGUCCUGUCUCAAAGUAAAACUGAAAUGUAAUUUAUUAGAAAUUUCAAACUCAUUCAAAAAUGUAAUCAUUUGUGAUUUUAAAUAAAACAAAUAUGAAAAA